This is a messenger RNA of Anopheles merus, 1235 nucleotides long. RefSeq names its product odorant receptor 46a-like. Gene Ontology annotation, biological process: sensory perception of smell; detection of chemical stimulus involved in sensory perception of smell. Gene Ontology annotation, molecular function: olfactory receptor activity; odorant binding. The transcript is spliced from 5 exons. Gene Ontology annotation, cellular component: plasma membrane. Bases 1 to 1167 code for a protein of 388 amino acids. NCBI's taxonomy places the organism in Eukaryota, Metazoa, Arthropoda, Insecta, Diptera, Culicidae. The record is from RefSeq and is a predicted model, not a curated record.
AUGUUCUCGAUGGGCAAAUCUCACCAGUAUCUCGAGCUGAACUACAAUCGCAUCUACGAAGUGUUUCAUUGGUUUCUGAAAAUUAGCCUGCUGCGCAUCUUUGACGAUGACUUUCUGGUGGCCCCCGUACCGACCACUUUGUUUCAGUUUCACGAAACGGAGCUGGUCGUUUCGCUCGGUGUCAUUCUGCUGCAUGCGUACUGCUACCGGAACGAUCUCGACACAAUCAUACUGAGCGUGUCGGCGUUUGUGUCCGCGUUCGAGCUGAUGCUCAAAAUCAACGGCAUGGUCUAUCGGCGCAAACAGAUCGCGGCGAUGAUCCGUACCGUGCUGAGCGAUCGCAGCUAUCUGGACGGUCCGAUCGAGGCUGCCAUCUGCGGGAAGUAUCUGCGCUUAGCAAGAAAGCUCUUGCUGGUCACAAUCCUGUCCUACCUGACGACGGGCGCAAUGCUGCUAAUCUAUCCCGUGCUGUCGGGUGGGCUCGCCGACCGAACACUUCCACUGGGCUAUUCGAUACCGUUUGCUGACUACCGCACGCAUCCCUGGUAUCUGAUCAACUAUCUGCUGCAGAUCGUGCAGGUGCACUGGGUGGCGCUGGUGUUUGCCGGGCUAGAUGGUCCCUUCUAUCUGUUUGUGUGCUACUCGGCCUCCCAGCUGGAGAUAUUGAUUGUGUAUCUGCGCCAAAUUGGUGAAAGUCCCGAUAAUGUGCAGGAGCAGCGGCGAUUGAUGCGGAAGGUAUUUGAAAUCCAUACCGGACUUUCUCAAUUCGUUGCUCGAUGUUCCAGCAUCUACCGGGAGGUGUACCUGAUGCAGGUGCUCUGCUCGAUCGUCCACAUCUGUGUGUCGUUAUUUCACAUUCAGAUCAAGCUCAAAAAUGGUUCAUACGGCAUGCUGCUGACUAAUGUGAACAAAAUAUGGCUAUUCUGCUACUGUGGUGAGCUGGUCGUGAGCAAGGCGGCCGAGUUCAGUACCGGCGUGUACGCGAAUCAAUGGUACCGGCUGUGGAACCGGCGGGAUCUGCAGGACAUUCUGUUUAUGCUGCGGAACGCCCAGCGCAACUAUGGCUUCAGCAUCGGCGGGUUUGGCUUUCUGUCCUUUGCCACCUUUACAGCGGUUAUGAAAACUGCCUACAGCUGUAACGCCUUCCUGCACCGGGUGAUGAACUGAAGGUACGGCUUUAACGACCGUCAAAAGGAUACAAUCAUUGCUUAACCACCUUAAGGAUUGGCACCGUA